Gambusia affinis (western mosquitofish) is the source of this 612-nucleotide messenger RNA. It is a transcript of the gene hbbe1.1, whose product is annotated as hemoglobin beta embryonic-1.1. Gene Ontology annotation, biological process: hydrogen peroxide catabolic process; oxygen transport. The record is from RefSeq and is a predicted model, not a curated record. The transcript is spliced from 3 exons. NCBI's taxonomy places the organism in Eukaryota, Metazoa, Chordata, Actinopteri, Cyprinodontiformes, Poeciliidae. Gene Ontology annotation, cellular component: haptoglobin-hemoglobin complex; blood microparticle; hemoglobin complex. The coding region runs from base 61 to 504 and encodes 147 amino acids. Gene Ontology annotation, molecular function: peroxidase activity; haptoglobin binding; oxygen carrier activity.
GAUCUCCUGGUCCUGCUGACCCACACCAGACAAAGGAAACAACCAAACAAAAACUCCAAAAUGGUCAAAUGGUCAGACUUCGAGCGUGCCGCCAUCCAGGACAUCUUUUCCAAGAUUGAUUAUGAUGUUGUUGGCCGUGCAGCUCUCUCCAGGUGUCUGGUUGUCUACCCCUGGACUCAGAGGUACUUUGGCAGCUUUGGAAACCUCUACAAUGCUGCGGCCAUAACAUCAAACCCCAAAGUGGCGGCUCACGGAAAGGUCAUCAUGGAAGGUCUGGAGAAAGCUGUGAAGAACAUGGACGACAUUAAGACCACAUACAAAGACCUGAGCGUGCUGCACUCUGAGAAACUGCAAGUGGACCCCGACAACUUCAACCUCCUGGCAGACUGCCUGACCAUUGUUGUAGCUGGUCAGAUAGGGGCAGCCUUCACCCCUGAAGUCCAUGGAGCUCUCCAGAAGUUCCUGGCCGUGGUGGUGGCCUCUCUGAGGAAGCAGUACCACUAGAGAGCAUCAGCCAGGACGCUCUCAAGAUCUGUUUCUUCUCAUUUUUAGAAGGAGGAGGCUGUGAAUGAUUAGUUAACUAAAUAAAUAAAUUAGUACAUUUACAAAUUC